This is a messenger RNA of Colletes gigas, 861 nucleotides long. RefSeq lists its product as uncharacterized. NCBI's taxonomy places the organism in Eukaryota, Metazoa, Arthropoda, Insecta, Hymenoptera, Colletidae. Bases 138 to 647 code for a protein of 169 amino acids. The record is from RefSeq and is a predicted model, not a curated record. The transcript has 3 exons.
UUUCACGCGAAGCUUCGUUUUGUAAGCUUUCCGUUGUCAUCGUCAUAAGCACGGAAUACUUUGUCGCGUAAAGAUCGAACACAACGUGAAAUAAUAUUUCCGUAAGAGCAAAAGCAGAAAAAAAUAGAAAUCACAAUAUGAAAGCGAUAGUCACCGUGAUCCUGUUAGUGUCGAUGGUCGAAGGCCACGUUAUUUGGGGGGAGAAUGAUAGAGAGCCGACAGGACCGUUUUAUCCAGGGCAGAUGAAUGUGCCGCCAAGGGAACCGUCUCUGAAACCUAAACACGGAUUCCGAAUGAUUGGACGGCCGCUUCCUCCGUUUCCUUUCCACGGAUUAGAAAGACGCCAUCCGCAUCACUGGUUCCCUCAACAGCAACCACAGAUUCCUGCUAUCGAUAUCAGCAACGCUGAAUGGGUUUGUCGCGAUCCGAAAUCAGAAAACAUGAUGAUUAUUACCACCGUCGCUGGAGUACAGACAGCGUAUGACCAGCAACAACACUUGAACGAAUGGUGGCAAAAUCAAAAUGGAAAUACUAAUGCACCUCCUUCGACAACGUCCACAGCUACUCCCGAGCCUGAUUGUGAGACGGAGGAACCUAGUUCUCAUGGUGGGGAAGGGCUCAUCGACGUUAGAAUAGCGAGCAAUUAAACAUUAACAAUAAUUAACAACACGGGAGAAGGUAAUAACAAGGGUAACUUACGUAAGAGAGCUUGAUAUUUUUAUUUGUUAUAAAACUUACCUAACUCUGUAGUCGAUUCUUUGGUCGUUCGCUUGUUAGAUAUAAUAAGAAAAAUAGAUUCUUUUUCAACGUGAUUGUAUAAAACUAGUAAAAUAACUUUAUGCGACAUGCAUAGCUUUUGGA